AUGUCUUCAAUGUUUAAAUAUAAACCUGGACAACUAUGGGAGAUGAUUCAAAAGGUAUCAGAGAGAGCUACACAGAUCAGUGCGAUUGAAAAGAUUGAAUCCUCACCUCUUUUCAUUGAAGAGGGUGGUGUAAAUUUUAUGGUUAGUGUUGCUACUGCACUUGCAAAGAGACCAUUCAAUUUCGAUAAAACAACAUCGACAACAUCGUCUAAUGGUACAACACCACAAAGUAAUAAUAAUAAUAAUAAAUCGACAAAUGAUAUAUGCAAUGAUAAUAGUAAUAAUAAUAGCAAUAAUCAACAACAACAACAAGUAGUUAUAAAGAAGAAGGAAUUCAUCGAUCCAUUCUUACCUUGUGAUAAAGAUCUCUUUGUCUGUGAGUUACAUGAAUCACAUAACCUUGUAUUAAACAAAUUCAAUGUAUCGAAUCAUCAUUCGAUCAUUGCUACCAAAGACUUUCAAGAACAGACCGAUCCGCUAAAUAGAAAUGAUUUUAAAGCAAUAUGGGAAUGUAUAGUUUCAUGUAAUAUGUUAUGUUUCUUUAAUUGUGGAUCUAAUAGUGGUGCAAGUCAACCUCAUAAACAUUUUCAAUUACUUAGAUUACCAUAUUUCGAGAGUGACAGUAAUAUAAAUUGUCCAAUGGAAUCACUUUUUAGAAAAUAUAUAAAUAACAACAAUCAUAAUAACAGUAAAAACAGUAGUGAAAUCAUCGAUAUACCAACAUUACAAUUUAAGAAUGCAUUCAUUCCACUCGAUCAAAACAAGAUAAAAGCACUUAAUCUCGAAGAACUCUCACAAUAUUUAGAAUCUGAAUAUCUUUCAUUAAUGAAUCAUUUAGAUUUAAUCAAUCAUAAUAGUAAUAAUAAUAAUAAUAAUAAUAAUAAUAAUAAUAAUAAUGGAUGUCAACAACAAAAAAGUUAUAACUUUAUAAUGACACCGGAAUGGAUGUUUAUGGUACCAAGAAAAAUAUAUCACUCCAAGGGUAUCUCUAUAAACUCUGUCGGUUAUACAGGUUCGAUUUUAGUAAAGAAAGAAGAGGAGUUGGAAACUAUCAAACAAUACGGUAUAAUGAAUAUUCUAAGAGAUGUAUCAUUCACCAAAACACAAUAA
Messenger RNA from Heterostelium album PN500, 1110 nucleotides. RefSeq lists its product as uncharacterized. NCBI's taxonomy places the organism in Eukaryota, Evosea, Eumycetozoa, Acytosteliales, Acytosteliaceae. The record is from RefSeq and is a predicted model, not a curated record. The transcript is spliced from 4 exons. The coding region runs from base 1 to 1110 and encodes 369 amino acids. Gene Ontology annotation, molecular function: ATP:ADP adenylyltransferase activity; ATP binding. Gene Ontology annotation, biological process: nucleotide metabolic process.